This is a messenger RNA of Ostreococcus lucimarinus CCE9901, 1083 nucleotides long. RefSeq lists its product with no specific name. NCBI's taxonomy places the organism in Eukaryota, Viridiplantae, Chlorophyta, Mamiellophyceae, Mamiellales, Bathycoccaceae. The coding region runs from base 136 to 1062 and encodes 308 amino acids. The record is from RefSeq and is a predicted model, not a curated record. The transcript has a single exon. Gene Ontology annotation, molecular function: phosphatase activity.
CGCGCGCGUCUUCGUGCGCGAACGUUUGAUUUCCUAACAGAGCCGUCCUCGCGCAUGUCUUGCGCUCGAACGAUCGCGCCGCACGCGCGCGUCGCCGCGCACGCGCGUCGACACACGACGAGUGGGAAAUCGACGAUGUCCCGCUCCGCCGUCGUCCCGCGCGCGAAGGCGAACCGCUUGCAAGAGAAGAGCGCGCAGGAGUUGGUCGACGCCACGGAAACGUUCAUCUUUGACUGCGACGGUGUCAUCUGGAAGGGUGACUCGCUGAUCGAAGGCGUCCCGGAGACGCUCGAACUGCUGCGCUCAAUGGGCAAGCGAUUGAUCUUCGUGACGAACAACUCCACCAAGUCUAGAGCCGGGUACACGAAGAAGUUCGAGUCGCUGGGAUUGAAAGUGAACGCCGAGGAAAUCUUUUCUUCGUCCUUCGCCGCGGCGGCGUAUUUGGAAUCGAUCGAUUUCAAGAAGAAGGCGUAUGUCGUCGGAGAGACGGGCAUCUUGGAGGAACUCGACGGCGUCGGCAUCAAGCACAUUGGUGGUGAAUCGGACGCUGGCAAGCAAGUCACGCUGGCGAGUGGUGAGUUGAUGCACCACGACGAGGAUGUCGGGGCGGUUAUCGUUGGUUUUGAUCGCAACAUCAACUACUACAAGAUCCAGUACGCGACGCUUUGCAUCCGCGAGAACCCGGGUUGCAUGUUCAUCGCGACAAACACCGACGCUGUGACGCACUUGACCGACGCCCAAGAGUGGGCUGGUAACGGUUCCAUGGUCGGUGCCAUCAAGGGUAGCACGAAGAGAGAACCGAUCGUCGUCGGCAAGCCCGCGGCGUUCAUGUUGGAUUACAUUGCCAACAAGUUCCAGAUUCGCAAGGAUCAAAUCACCAUGGUCGGCGAUCGCCUCGACACCGAUAUCCUCUUCGGUAACGACGGUGGCUUGAAUACUAUGCUCGUGUUAUCCGGCGUGACCACGAAAGACAUGCUUUGCAGCGACGACAACACCAUUGCGCCGACUUACUACACCGAUAAAUUGGCUGAUUUAUUGUGCGUCGGCAAGGUCGCAGCUUAAACGCGUUGUUAUAUACCUCUA